CCGGCACCCAGACGCAUUAAAUGUGAGAAUCCAUCCAUCCAUCCGUCAAUGAAUUCACCACCCACCGAUCCACACACACACACACACACACACAAACCUCUCUCUCGUCGCCUGUCCGUGUCGUGUGUCGUCAGCCUUGCCGUGACGCCAGGCUGUGGCUGCUUUGCCAACAGCCACAGCCUGCCGUCACGAGGUAGCCCUCGACACACGACACGCACAAGCGACCAACCGACCUCACCACAACCAACACACCAGACCUCAUGACAACCUGAUAGUGAUCAUCAUCAGCAGUAGGAAGAUGCGCACACAACACAGAGCCACCUGUCUGAUGCCCGCGCCAUGUCGUGUGUGCGACGCCUUGCUGUGGGGCCAGGCCGGGGUGGGUGUGCCGCGAACCGCAGCUUGACACUCUAGCAGGCCGUCUCACACGCGACACGCAUAGGCGACCAACCUUAGAAGACAGCACAAAACAAAACGAUGCGGCAGCACACAAACGAAGAAGCCCCCCAUGACACACGAAAGACCUCCCCCCUCCCCCUCCCUCUCUCUGUCGCAUCACGGCGCCUGUUGUUGCACUGCUACUGCUGCUGCAUCGUCUUUAUGUGUGUCAGCCGCUUGUGCGCCAGCCUCAGCACCUUUUGCAGGCGGCUCUGCUCGCCACUCAGCCUGUCCUGCUCCCCACUGCACUCGUCAAUGAAGGCCCACGCCUCGUCGGCCGUCCCGAAGCCGGCGUCUGGUAGGGAGAACCUGUCGGGGCAGGUGCUCUCGAGGUAGGCGUUGUGCUCUUCUAGGUGCUUCUGCCGGCUCUUCUCCAGGUUGAGGCGGUAGAGCAGGUCGUUGGUGUGGUCGGCGAGUGCGCGGACGUGACGGUCGACGUCGUCGCACACCGAGAUGGCCGCCUGGAUGAUCUGGGGGGCCGGGGAAGGCCUGCACAGACACAGACACAGAGAGGCAGACAGCAGACAGGGAUAGGUGUCGAGUUGGCCGCUCGCUCUCUCUCUUGUGUAAAUGUGUGUGGCGUGUUUACGUGUUGGUUGGCGUGUCUGCCUUGUUCGUGCUGCUGUUGUUGCUGUGGUUCUUGCCGGGGUGUGUCUUCGUUUUGGGGACCUGUAUGGGCGUCUGUGUCUGCGGCUGUGGCUGCGGCUGUGGCUGCGGCUGUGUCUGCUGCGGACGCGCCGCCUCCAUCCCUCUCCCCGUCUGCAUCUCCCCCUUUCCCUCUCCCAUCAGGCCGUCGCCAUCCUUGGGUGGGCUUCGCUGGGAGCUGAUGCUGCUAUGUUUGCUGGGUGUGGCGAAGGGGUCGUUGGCCCCAUCAUGAACAUCAUCCUCAUAGUAGUCGCUCACCGACUCCCCCUCUCCCCGAGAGAGGCCGUCGUCACUCCCAGGAAACAGACAGCACCCGCCGUCCUCGUGCUGAUGCUCAUGCUCAUGUUGGCCAUGGUGCCCGCGGUGGCCUCUGGGGCCCAGAGUCACGUUGACAUGCGCGUGGGCAUCCUCCCACACGCCAAUGCCGCCAACAGCGGUACCAAGCGACCCGCCCGCCGAGAGGGAGGGGUAGUGCGUGUCGUAGACCUCGAUGCUUUCGGCCACCUCCCGUGUGGGGGUGAGGUCGGUGAUGAUGGGAGCUGGGGGCGGGGUGGCCUGGUUGUGGCUGUGGUCGUGUGGGCUGGCUGAUGCUUGUCGGGGUGUGUGGGUGAGAGGGGCGUCAGGCUGCAGCAGGGAGGUGGCUGUGUGCCGGUGGGUGGGGUCGUGGCCGAGAAUGACGACAUAGCGGGGAGAGUAACUGAGGAGACAGAGAGAGAGAGGGAUGACAGUGUGUGUCACUGUGAGGGUGUAUUUGUGUGUGUGUGUGUGUGGCUGACGACUGACCCCCUCCGCCAGUUCAUGCAGAAUAUGUCCAUGUCCAGCUGCUCGAUGUCCGAGAGGCUCAUGGCUGGGGGCGAUGUCGUCUCGAGGAUGCUCACGUCAUCCCUACACACACAAACCAGAGAGAGAGAGCGAGAUGGCCGCAAUCAUAUCAUGCCCUACCCCACUCACCACCUACCUGUUCUGCAGCUCCUUGACGUCCUCAUCCGUCACUCCCUUGCUGUUGCUGAUGACACGGAUGCACAGGUCGGCGUAGUACCUCCCUCUGGCCCGCUCAGCCUUGGUGCCUGCAAGACCCCAUCCCCCCCAAUCCCCCCACAAUAGGCGGCUGGGGGGCGGGGGAUUUGUGUGUGGGGCUACCGGCGAGAAGCAGCAUAGUAUCGCCGAUGUUGUUGAUGACGCACCGGGCGGCCCUGCCGACUUGCUCCCGGUGCUUCAACACACAGCCGAUGUCUUCGGGCACUACAUACUGCGUCCAUCCGCACACCCACACCUCUGAGUGUUCUCGUGUGGUGUGGUGUGGUGUGGUGUGCUGUGCUGAUGGGCUGACCUUGUCGACGGCGAGCCCAUCGAUGUGGUCCAGCAGCUUGCUCUCGCGGAUGUACUCAGUGGCGAAGUACUUGCCGGGGAAACACUUCUGAGACACACACACAUGCAUAUGCCUUGUUAGGGGUGUUCGCACAGCUGCAUGAGUGCGUGUGGCUGUGUUUGUGCCCUUGCCUCGAUCAUGCUGUAGAUGUGGAACUCCGCCCCAAGACGAUGGAGACUGCAUCACCACACACGCAUAGAACAGACCAUGCACCCAACCGAACACCCACCCUCCCUCCGUCUGCUUACGGCUGUCCCCACAGGACCAGCAGCUGACCAGCACCAGCACCCUCACACGCCGGCUUCCCAGGUAUCUCCGGCUCCCCAAGCUGCUCAGCCAGGCCCCGUCUGUCCCGCGAACGGGCUCCCUUGACGUUGACGAAAUGCCCCACGACGGUGUGGCUCUUGCUGAUCUGCCGGAGUGUCUCGCCGCGCUUGCCCAUGACCAGCCCGACGGCGUCAUUCGGCACUGGGAUGAGCGAGACGUCGUCACGCCUGCACCGUCAGCAAAACACAUCACACCUGCGCGUGUCUGCGGUGCUGCGUACGGAGGUACCCGGUGAGCUUGGAGAUGUGGAGGGUGUGGCUCAGCUGGUUCUGCUGCUGCUGGUUGUUGUUGUUGUGCUGGUUCUGGUGUUGGUACUGCAUGGCAGCUGCGUUGUCCAGGAGGAACAGCAGGUAGGUCCGCGCCUUGUCCACCUGAUCGUGGCCGUCGCCGCUGAUCACAAGCUCAGAACGGCCUGCACACACCACACAACACACAGCAAACCACACAUUCAGGCACAUGCCGUAUCUCGCCACCCCAGAUCUGGAAGCGUGUUGAUCCCUCGCUCACCUCGCCCGGCGAAGUCAAUCUUUGCCCCGCCAGCCAUGGUUUCCAGCACCGGCAGCAUCUCGUCCUCGUCUCCCAGCGCUCGGGCGAGGGUGUGCGGGUUCCUCACAGGCACACGCGCGACGCAAGGGACCAUCGGCGUGCUCUUGCUGUUGCUGUUGCUGCUACAGCGGCUGCUGGAAGGCUGCUGCAUCGCUUUCAGCCGCAGAACCGCGCCAGGAAAGAUCUGCC
Messenger RNA from Vitrella brassicaformis, 3514 nucleotides. NCBI's taxonomy places the organism in Eukaryota, Vitrellaceae. The record is from the annotation of a GenBank genome assembly.